AUUUUGCUUUGAAAAAUACUGGUGAUGACAAAAACAGUAGCUACUUUGGAAUUGUUUUAAAAUGGAGAGAGAGAGAGAGAGAGAGAGAGAGAGAGAGAGAGAGAGAGAGAGAGAUGGAAAUCUACGAAGAAGUGGUGAUCGUUGGAGCAGGGAUCGCAGGGUUAGCAACAGCUCUGGCGUUAAAGAAGGUAGGGGUCCGGGCAUUGGUUCUUGAGAGGUCUCACGACCUACGUGCAGCUGGUGCUGCCAUUACUCUUUUCCCUAACGCCUGGAGAGCACUCGAUGCCCUUGGAGUUGCUACCAACCUCACCUCCAUCUAUCCUCCUUCCCAUGGGGGAUCCGUUACUAGUGUAGCUACUGGAGCUCAACAGCAGGUUUCUUUCUCUGGACCCUUGGACAGGGGAAGUAUGGAAGUGAGGUCAGUGCAUAGGAAAGCAUUGCUGGAAACUUUGGCUGAGGAACUGCCACCUGGCACAAUUCGGUUCUCGUCAAAGCUUGCAUCCAUCAGCAGCAACGAAACACUUAAAGAUUCACCUACUUAUGUCCUUCACAUGGAUGAUGGCACUGUUGUCAAAACAAAGGUGUUAAUAGGGUGCGAUGGGGUGCACUCAGCAAUCGCGCGAUGGUUGGGACUUUCCGCUCCCGUUUAUUCAGGUCGUGCAGCAGUGCGUGGUUUAGCUGUAUUCCCUGAAGGACAUGGGCUUAACCAUGAAACCCAGCAGUAUGUAGGUGACGGUUUCAGGGCAGGUUUUGUUCCUCUCACUAAUAAAGACGUUUAUUGGGGCAUCACCUACAAAAAAUCAUUAAUCAAUGGAGAAGAGACCAGGGACCCGGAGCUGAUACAGAAGGACGUAUUGGAGAACUUGGCCAAGAACCUCCCUGAAAUUUACUUGGAUAUGGCGCGACGUUGUGAUCUGGACACGUUAACAUGCGCACCAUUGAUGUUCAGGUACCCAUGGGACGUCAUAUUCGGUACCAUAUCUAAGGGUACUGUAACGGUUGCCGGCGACGCUAUGCAUCCAAUGACACCUGAACUGGGCCAAGGUGGUUGUUUAGCACUGGAGGAUGCGGUCAUCCUUGGACGGUGCAUUGGGAAUUCAUUACUGGAGAGUAGAAAAAUUGAAUCGAAAAGGGUUAAGGACGCAUUAGAGAGGUACGUUAAGGAGCGGCGAUGGCGUGCAGCUGGGAUGAUUACUGGGGCUUAUUUUUCAGGGUGGGCGCAGCUAGCAGGCUCAGGAUGGCUCUCAAGGUUCAUCAGGGAUAAGAUCUUCUAUGGGUUGCUUUUCAGUAAGUUGGUCGAUGCUACACACUAUGAUUGUGGAAAGUUGCCAUCAAUUUCUUCUCCGAUCGACAAUAAUAAACUAGAUUGAUUAUUUGAUGAUUCUUUCUGUGGUUACUAUAAUAAGAUCGCUGAUACUAUGCACUGCGACUGCGGAUGUCCAUUUUCUCUUUGAUUGACAAGCAUAAACUACAUUGAUCAAUAUAUUUUUUAUGUAAAUUCUAAAAAGACUGAUAAAUUAAGAUUUCUUGAAGUAGUUUUAAUGCAAACCUCUCACUCUCAUCCUCAGAACAAGUAGAAUGAGUAUCAUUGAUUAAGUUCCAUUUGAGUCAUUGCA
Magnolia sinica is the source of this 1616-nucleotide messenger RNA. RefSeq names its product monooxygenase 2-like. Lineage: Eukaryota; Viridiplantae; Streptophyta; Magnoliopsida; Magnoliales; Magnoliaceae. Gene Ontology annotation, molecular function: FAD binding. The record is from RefSeq and is a predicted model, not a curated record. The coding region runs from base 114 to 1370 and encodes 418 amino acids. The transcript has 5 exons.